This is a messenger RNA of Hyaena hyaena (striped hyena), 2587 nucleotides long. It is a transcript of the gene IL27RA, whose product is annotated as interleukin 27 receptor subunit alpha. Gene Ontology annotation, biological process: positive regulation of activated T cell proliferation; cytokine-mediated signaling pathway. NCBI's taxonomy places the organism in Eukaryota, Metazoa, Chordata, Mammalia, Carnivora, Hyaenidae. The transcript is spliced from 14 exons. Gene Ontology annotation, cellular component: interleukin-12 receptor complex; interleukin-23 receptor complex; external side of plasma membrane. Bases 111 to 2066 code for a protein of 651 amino acids. The record is from RefSeq and is a predicted model, not a curated record. Gene Ontology annotation, molecular function: interleukin-12 receptor binding; interleukin-27 receptor activity; interleukin-23 binding.
GCUUCCCGAGGCCGCCUGGGUGCCGGACCCAGAGAGCGAGGCGAGCGGCGCAGGGCCGGGCAGGGCCGGGCAGGGCCCGCCAGGACUCGCGGCGCGGUAGGGGGAGCGCCAUGCGAGGGGCCCGGGCCGCUCCCUUCCGGCCGCGGCCGGAGCUGGUGCUGCUGCCUCUGUUGUCGCUGCUGUGUGACCGGGGUCGGCCGCAGGGCAGCCCUGGGCCACUACAGUGCUAUGGAGUUGGACCCUUGGGCGACUUGAACUGCUCGUGGGGACCUCUUGGGGACCUGCGAGCCCCCUCCACGCUACACUUCCAGAGCCAGAAGUACCAUUCCAACAGAACGUGGACUGUGACAGUGCCCACUGGGCAGAGCUGGGUGGCCAUUCCGCGGGAGCAGCUUACCAUGUCUGAUGAACUGCUUGUCUGGGGUACCGAGGCUGGCCAGCCUCUCUGGCCCCCAGUCUUCGUGAACCUGGAAACGCGAAUGAAGCCAGAUGCCCCCCAACUGUACCCUGACGUGGACUUUUCCGAGGACGACCCCUUGGAGGCCACUGUCCAGUGGGCCCCGCCGGUGUGGCCACCCCACAAGGUCCUGGUCUGCCAAUUCUACUAUCAAAAAUGCCAGGGGAAUUCCUGGACUCUGCUGGAACCGGAAGUCAAGUCCAUACCCCUGACCCCGGUUGAGAUCCCGGACCUGGAGCUAGCCACUGGCUAUGAGAUGUACGGCCGCUGCCGAAUGGAGAAGGAAGAGGAGCUGUGGGGCAAACAGAGCCCGAUUCUGUCCUUCCAGACACCGCCGGCUGAUGUGUGGAUCUCGGGGGGCAUCUGCGGAACGGCAGACACCCGGGAAGUCCUGCUUCUGUGGAAGCCCCCGGACCAAUGCGUGCAGAUGAGCUAUAAAGUCUGGUUCCAAGUUAAAGGUCAGGAGCGGAUCCAGAAGACGGCUCCCUGCUGUAACUCCUCGGUCCCCAGCCAGGCGGACUGGGUUGGGCUGUCUGCCGUCAAUGCCAGGAGCUGGGGGCCUCUCACCAACCUUUCCCUGGCCUGCUUGGGUCCAGGGGCUGCCCCCCAUGGCGUGGAGGUCACCAGCGUUCCUGGGAGCUCCGAGCUGCUGGUGACUUGGCAGCGGGGCUCUGGGCAGUUGCAGGAGCACGUGGUGGACUGGGCUCGGGACGGGGAUCCCUUGGGGGCCCUCAGUUGGACCCGGCUUCCCGCGGAGAACCUCAGAGCCCUAUUGCCAGGGAAUUUUGAAGGAGGGGUCCCCUACCGAAUCACAGUGACAGCAGUGUCUCCUUACGGCUUGGCCCCUGCCCCCUCAGUCUGGAAGUUCAGAGAGGAACUAGUACCCCUAGCGGGGCCAGAGCUUCGACGACUCCAGGAUACCCCCCCAGGAACGCCCACCGUAGCGUGGGAAGAGGUCCCGAGGCACCAACUUCGGGGUCACCUCACCCACUACACCCUGUGUGCACAGAGCGGGACCGGGCCGUCUGUCUGCAUGAAUGUGAGUGGCAGCACCCGGAGCAUCACUCUGCCCGACCUUCCCUGGGGUCCUUGUGAGCUGUGGAUGACCGCAUCUACCACCGCAGGACAGGGCCCACCCGGUCCCAGCCUCCGGCUUCACCUACCAGAUAACACCCUCGAGUGGAAAGUUCUGCCGGGUGUCUUCCUCCUGUGGGGCUUGCUCCUGCUGGGCUGUGGCCUGAGCCUAGCCGCCUCUGGGAGGUGCCUCCACCUUCGGCACAAGGUGCUGCCACGCUGGAUCUGGGAGAAGGUUCCUGAUCCUGCCAAUAGCAACUCUGGUCAGCCUCACAUGGAGGAGGUGCCUCCAGCUCAGCCCCUCAGGGACUUCCCCAUCCUGGAAGUGGAGGAGAUGGAGCCACUACCGGUUCCGGAGCCCCCCCAGACCCCCGCCCGGCUGGACUCCGGGUACGAGAAACAUUUCCUGCCCACCCCUGAGGAGCUAGGCCUUCUGGGGCCGCCCCCGGGCCCCAAGUUCCGGCCGGAACCCACCCCAGGCCAGGAGACCGGUGCUCAGCGGACAGAUGAAGACACAGAGGAUCAGGGAGGCUGAGCCACCGGCCUGAGGACCCCCAGCCAAGGACCCCCACAGCCAAAGGCCUGGCCCUCCGGGGAAUCUAUGGAUGGAUGAGGGAGCAAAGGAGGAUGUGUGAAAUCAGGAGUGGCCGCCGCCACCCCAGCCUCCCUCGCCGCCGGCUGCAGCCACGGACCAAGUUCUCGUCCACGGAACGUGAGCAGCAGUGGCGCGCGCCGCUGCCCAGGCUGCGUGGGGGCUCCUGCCCAUUCUCUUCCCUUUCCCGGGAGCUGGAACAUCAACGUGCCCGUGAUCCCGGCGAAGGCAGGACAAGAAGGGGAUAGAACCCCGAGUCCCCGAGUGGCUGCCUGAAUCAGAGCCACCCAGAGAAAUGAACUUCGAGGUUUUCAUGGCUACGGGAGCUCGGGAACUUUCCACAAGGAGCCGCCUGUACCCUCACGCGGACUCCAUCUUUGAUUCCAGCAGAGUGAAGCCUCGGAUUUCCCACAGGGAGACGGUGAAGGGAUCCCGAGCCAACAAACCCAUACGCUCCAACCGUC